AUGUACGUGUUGAGUCGAGGACGCAGUGUUCCGCAUCUUGUAUCAGCUGAACCAUUGCGUCGCUUCCUCCUCCAUGCGGAUGAUGAGCAAGACAUGGUGGACAUGGUUGAGAACGAAGGAAGCGGAGACGUCCAUGAGCGAGAUCUUCUACGCAGAGGCUCUCUCAUAAGACCUCCCUUCUGCCCCAUCACACUCAAAUGCACCAGAGAGGUGGCAGGGUUUAACAAGUUGAGUGAAGCAUUGAAAAGACUCGAUUUCAAGAGCGGGAUUAGAGAUAUCCGACGCUUUAAUUACAUAUCCCGAUUGAUGGAGCUCCUCAUCGUCCAGAACCUUACCAAUCUCUCUGGUUGUGCCCAGAGAGUUCUACUUAAUAUGCUUGAGGAAGUUACGCACCAUGUUGCUGUGAGUCAGACAAACAUCCAUAUCCUGCAGAAGCUAGUGGAGGACCUGAGAAAAACUCUAUACGAGUACUACUGCUGGGGUCGGCCAAUAGGUAGCACAGCUCUCUGGUCUCAGCACUGGCAGACCAUUGACCGCAUUGCACAGGCUGCUAAUGCCAUUCAGAUCCAGCCACCUGAUGAGGACUUGAUUCCCAAGUUUGGUGAUCUUCCUCCUGAGUGUGUGAGGGAAAUCCUCCUGCGCCUUGCCUGUCACAAGGACCUUGAGAAUGCAGGAAGAGCCUGUGAUACCAUGGGAAGCCUAGUGGAGGAGCAGAGAAUGUGGGAGCCAUUGUGUCAUUUUCACUUUUCUCCUCAGCAAAUUGCUUUUGCCAUGAAGCAGCUGAAAAUUGAAGAUCCAAAGCAAUGUGAUUGGAAAAUCCUUUAUCAUAAACUGAAGAGGUACCACUAG
Molecule: messenger RNA, 849 nt
Organism: Darwinula stevensoni
Lineage: Eukaryota; Metazoa; Arthropoda; Ostracoda; Podocopida; Darwinulidae
Source: the annotation of a GenBank genome assembly